This is a messenger RNA of Zymoseptoria tritici IPO323, 1884 nucleotides long. RefSeq lists its product as uncharacterized. The transcript has a single exon. Bases 1 to 1884 code for a protein of 627 amino acids. Gene Ontology annotation, cellular component: Set1C/COMPASS complex. The record is from RefSeq and is a predicted model, not a curated record. Gene Ontology annotation, biological process: positive regulation of DNA-templated transcription. NCBI's taxonomy places the organism in Eukaryota, Fungi, Ascomycota, Dothideomycetes, Mycosphaerellales, Mycosphaerellaceae.
AUGAGCUCACCUACCCUCGGCCAAAAUCGCGUCGCAUCUCGUUCACCUGAGCAGCAGCGUGUAUCAAUCGUAUCGCCUGAGGGUCAGUCAGACCUCACUUUGCCGCCACUUCGGGGCCUUGCGCCGCCGGCAGAUCACAUGUCAGGAUCAGGACCUUCACAUGCGGAGUCGAGGCCUGUGGAUGAGGAUCGAGGCUCAUCACCAGCGAUCAUAAAAGAAGAAGCUGCACUCACACCACAACCAUCUUCACCAGUUGAUGCUCGUCGACCUGAAAUGGAACAACAUACCUCCAAGGCAGUGUCUUCCCUGAAGAACGAACAUGGCCUGCGCACGCAGUCUCCUUUGCGAGAAUCUUCAGUUCCAGUGCCAACGACCGAAAUCGCGUCAGCAGAACUGCCGCCGGCAGCCUCGAAGAAACGACCUGCGCCGAAGAACAAGAAAGGGACUGCUACUACAAUGAAGAAGGCGCCACCUUCGAAAAGGCGCAAAGUCGAGGUCAAGCGGUCAGUGACACCAUCUUCGCGACCCUCCAAAGUCUCCGGCGGCGUGAAGAGCAAUAGCCACAAAGGGACACCAGCGAAUUCGUCUCCAGCGCCCUCCGCGCAGUCCAACUCGGAAGAGCAGUACGACGACGAUGACGAUGAAGACGGUGAUGAGCGGGACACCGACUUGUAUUGCAUUUGUCGGAAGACGGAUAACGGCUCAUUCAUGAUCGGCUGCGACGGAACAUGCGACGACUGGUAUCACGGCAAAUGCGUCGGCAUAGCAGAUCGGGACAAGACUCUGAUCGAGAAAUACAUUUGUCCAAUCUGCACACAGGCUGGCAUUGGUCGGACUGCUUGGAAACGCAUGUGUCGACGAGGUGGCUGCCGAAAGGCUGCGCUUGUAGGGAAGACGAAGCUUGGUGGUCACGGAAGCAAGUACUGCUCUGAGGAAUGUGGCCUGCUAUACUUUCGCGACAUGGUCGCCCGCACCCGCGGAAACGAGGAGGGCUCAAGUUCUCGUUCUGCUCGAAAGAAGGGGAGCGUGGACAACGGAGAAGACGAUUUAGGCUCUCGUGGUGGACCGCUUGCUGCAGGUGAAGUCAAGGCGCUUCUGGACGUAUCUACCACCGCAGACGAGUUCCGGAAGCUUGGCGAUGGGGUAUUGAGUCCUCCAGCAACGCCGAACGGCAAUGAUCAGACUGAGAAGAGCAGUGCAUUCACGGAGACGGAGGAGACGGCUCUUCAACGAAUUCAAGGGGACAAGGAAGAGGCGAGAAGGAGACAUGUCUUGUUGAAAGAUCGAAUGCGGUUCGUCACGCUAGUGAAGCAAAAUGCUAGCCGCCUGGCUACGGCGAAGGAGCUAAAGCCAAAGGACUUCUGCGGAUACGACUCGCGUUUGGAGUGGACAGAGGAAAUGUUUCAAAAGUGGAGGACUAGCGCUACUGGUCAAGCUGUAUUCGAGCAGGACACGCUCGCGGUGGACGUCAAAACCGAGAACGGAGACGCCGUGAUGGAAGACCAAACCUUGGCAGCCGAGAUCUGUGACCGCAAAAAGUGCGCGAGACAUUUUGAAUGGGCAAAGUUGGCGAUUGACGACUUGCGCUUCGGGAUGAAUGACAAUGGCGAUCGUAUGCGCGCGCUUGAUCGUGAGGAAAAGGAGAUUCGAGAGAGAGCGAUUCUGAGAGGGAAGGCUGGAUUGGGUCUGAGCGGGGAAGGGAGUGUCGAGAUGCAUGAAGUCGGGCUGAUUGCACCAGGGACGGGGAGCGCUGACAAGGUGGCUGUCGGGGCUGAAGUCGGUCAGGCUGCAUCUCCUCUCCCGCCGACGCCGCCGACGACGAAUGGCGUUACGGACCUGCUUCCGAUGGAUGCUGUCGAGCCCAUCGGCGAGGAUGUGGCUUGA